Molecule: messenger RNA, 1353 nt
Organism: Diaporthe citri
Lineage: Eukaryota; Fungi; Ascomycota; Sordariomycetes; Diaporthales; Diaporthaceae
Exons: 3
Coding region: 1-1353 (450 amino acids)
Source: RefSeq, a predicted model, not a curated record
AUGGAACGGCAAUUGCAGAUGGUCAUCUCCAGCCUUGUCAAGCUCACGGGAAUCAUCGUGUCCAUGAUCAUGGGAGGAUUAAUGUCAGACACGGACCUCUCCAGCUGGACAACUGGGACGCAGGUCAUCCACGGUCUCUUGAUUAUUCCCGUACUCGCUCUCGGCUCAUACGCGGCCUGGAUCUGGAGAUGCCUCGCCCAAUACGACGACUAUGACCACCCAGGCAACGUCAAGCCUUUCGGCUUCAAGAGCGACCGCAAAGAAAAGUUCCUCCACUCCCGCAACGAGUCCGAUGACUGGGAUGUCGAGCUUCGCGCGUCUUGGGCCUCCAGGGAGAUAGCACUGGGCAAUGCCGUCGACAUCACAUCACCACCCCCAACAGCACCAUCAGCAGAGCCCGCCCCUACCGAAACUCGACCGCGAGGGUCCUCGUUUGUCAAGGUUGGCGGACGCCUCAACUUUAGCCUGACGAACGACGUGGACGCGGCGAACGAGCAAGCCAGCCGGAGCCGGGCCAACUCAUCAUCCGCCCUCUUGGGCGGUAUCACCACAAUCUCCGAGUCACAGCCGCAGUCGCCGCCCAAUGAGGUAGCCGACCUGGUCAUCCCGAAGAGGCCAGCAUCCUACAUCUCCGUGACGGGCACGGGGAUGGACCGCCGCGCGUCGUACAACCACACCCGCGAUACGGCCUUCGAGGAGUACGUCCGUCAGCACCGCGCCAGGCAGCAGCGGACGAGCCAGGGGUCCAUCGGAGGCGGAGCACGCAGCAGCAGCGCGCCCCUGACCCGCAGCCGUGCGCAGUCCAACACAGAACGCACCGCGGCACAGCAGCAACAGCAGCAGAAAUUCAAGAAUGACGUGGACGACGCCCUCGGCCAGGCCUUCGGCUGGGGCAAGGGGAGCAGGUCGUCAAGCCUGGAUAGCGUUAUGGCGGGGGGUGAGCCGCCGGCAAUCGCCGUGGGCGGCGGGGCCGUGCCCAGCGCCAAGUCCGUCCGGGACAGCCUCGGGCGGGCGCCGAGCGACGGCAGCGAGAGGGGCGCAGUGGGGUCCAUGCCCGAGGAGGGAGGAGACGAUAACAACGAUGACGACAGCCAGGAGGGGGUCGACGAGGAUACGCGGCAGAGGAACGUGAGCGAGGCGAGUCGAGCUCUGCUCGGUGGCGGCGCGGAGGUUGAGGAGAUCCGUGCGGUUCCGGAGUCUUUACGGCCCGCUUGCGGUGGUGUUACGAGGCCCAGGGCUCUGAGCGAGACGAUCGAGUUUAUCGAGUUUAUCGUGACGCCACCGCCCGCGACGCCGACGGGGGAGGGAGAAGGUGGGGUGAGGAAGACGUGGGGGGCUGCGCAUCAGCCAUGA